Messenger RNA from Drosophila kikkawai, 1981 nucleotides. The record is from RefSeq and is a predicted model, not a curated record. NCBI's taxonomy places the organism in Eukaryota, Metazoa, Arthropoda, Insecta, Diptera, Drosophilidae.
AGGACCAGGACCAGGACCAAGACCAGGACCAGGACCCGGAGCAGCAGCAGCAGCAGCAGCAAGAGCAGCAGCAGCAGGAGCAGGAUCAGGACAAGAUCAGGAUGACCAACGCCAUGGAUAUAGUGAAGAACGGCAGUGCCAACGGGUCCGUCGACGGCAGCAAUGAUGAGUCGCGCACCAAUUUGAUCGUCAACUAUCUGCCGCAAACCAUGACGCAGGAGGAGAUGCGAUCGCUCUUCUCCAGCAUCGGUGAGCUGGAGAGUUGCAAACUGGUGCGUGAUAAAGUCUCAGGUAAUUUGGUCUUACCAGCAUCGCUGACGGCUCUCAAUCCGGCCCUGCAGCAAGGCCAGAGCCUGGGCUAUGGCUUUGUUAACUACGUGCGGGCCGAGGAUGCUGAGAAGGCUGUGAACACCCUGAACGGUUUGCGUUUGCAGAAUAAGGUUAUUAAAGUAUCAUACGCCCGUCCAAGCUCAGAAUCUAUUAAGGGUGCUAAUUUAUAUGUAUCGGGUCUUCCGAAAAAUCUAUCACAACCAGACUUGGAGGGGAUGUUUGCAUCGUUCGGCAAAAUUAUAACAUCUCGUAUACUCUGUGAUAAUAUUUCUGGUCUAUCGAAGGGCGUCGGCUUUAUCCGCUUCGAUCAGCGCAACGAGGCCGAGCGGGCCAUCCAGGAGCUGAAUGGCAAGACACCCAAGGGUUAUGCCGAGCCGAUCACCGUCAAGUUCGCUAAUAAUCCCAGCAAUAGCGCCAAGGCCCAGAUAGCCCCGCCCCUUACCGCCUACUUGACUCCGCAGGCGGCGGCGGCCACCAGGAGACUGGCCGGAGCCCUACCAUCCGCCGGUCGCAUAAGAUACUCACCGCUGGCCGGGGAUCUGCUGGCCAACUCGAUCCUGCCCGGAAACGCCAUGACCGGAUCCGGAUGGUGCAUAUUCGUUUACAACCUGGCACCGGAAACCGAGGAGAAUGUGCUGUGGCAGCUAUUCGGCCCCUUUGGAGCCGUUCAGUCGGUGAAGGUGAUCCGCGAUCUGCAGACCAGCAAGUGCAAGGGAUUCGGCUUUGUGACCAUGACCAACUACGACGAGGCCGUGGUGGCCAUCCAGUCCCUCAACGGCUACACCCUGGGCAACCGAGUGCUCCAGGUCAGCUUUAAGACUAACAAGACCAAGACCACUUAGGCACCACCGCCAUCCGGGAGGAUGGUCCAGCGACCUCUACAAUACUCCAUGAUCUGUAUGAUUUGAUGACACUAGUCUAGACACUAUAUAGUUCUACUACCGACGAUACGGGACGAGACGAGACGAUUACGAGAUUGAUUUGCUAAACGCGUUGUAGUCAAAAUUGCACAUUAAUUAACGACGAUUGGGGAGUUAGCGGGAGUUGGAUUUCUGGCAGGGAUAUUUCGAAACGCGUGAAUGGCGGCCUAAAAGUAUGCACUGGCUCAUUCACUCGAUUGGUGAUUGGUAAAAGCUCGCGACAAGCGAAAUUGUUGCAUACUUUUAGGCUGCUACUGAAACGAUUCGAAUGCCCAUCCAGAUUUGUGUGCGCUAAACGAAAUUAUUAUGAUUGUAAUUCUAACGAAAUCUUAGUGAAAAUUGAUUUAUGUUUCUCUAUACAAUUUAAUUUUAUUAACUAAAAACCUAAACCAAAACAAAGCUUAAAUGAGGCAACCAGAAAACACACACAACUGCAACUAAUGGCAAAUUUAGAAAAAAGAACAAACAAAGAAACAAGACAACUGUCUAUAAAUUGACAAAAUGAAAUGAAUAUGAAAACUAAAAACAAAACAAAAAACGAAAAACGAAUGAAUUAAAAAACAAAAAAACGCAAAAAUAUGGAUGAAGAUGAAGAGAUGGAGAAAAAGGAAAGAUGAAAGAUGAAAGGAAAAUGAUCUAAGUCGCAAUAUAUAGUAACUAUGUUUUUUUUUGUAACUUAUGAAUAUGUAAUUCAAUUCGAUUAUAUUCAAUUAAACAGAGUAUUCAAACAA